Molecule: messenger RNA, 1060 nt
Organism: Talaromyces stipitatus ATCC 10500
Lineage: Eukaryota; Fungi; Ascomycota; Eurotiomycetes; Eurotiales; Trichocomaceae
Exons: 2
Coding region: 53-958 (301 amino acids)
Source: RefSeq, a predicted model, not a curated record
AUACAAACACGUAUCUACAGCAUUACAGUAUUGCUUCAGCUAUCUACCUACCAUGUUGCGGACUCCGCCAACCCAGAUCUCCCUAUCCGAGUACGAGGUCCUCCAAACCAUACAGUCAAUCUAUAUCCAGAAAGCCAUGAGUCUUUCUCUCAAAUACUACGGCACGGAAGGGGAAGGAGAAGCUGAAUAUUAUUACGACUCGUCAUGUACAAGCCCGUCGACCGAGUACACCACGUCCGAAUAUGACAAACUAGCUUGCGAGGUGGUGAAACACUAUCACGACGCGAAGAUCUACUUGAAUUCGUUAACCCCGGGUUCUCGCGGUGUGGCUUUGUCCGAUUCGGAUCUCUCGUUAUCUGAUUAUCCUGCCCAACUUCGCGCCAUACUGAGCACUCGCACUGUUGGCCGCAUUGAACGUGACGAUAGCGAAGAAAUAUAUGAAAAUGCCACAGAAAUCCCGGAAUCAACUCAAGCAUCUUCAACGCCUCUGAUGGAGCCAUCUGCGGAGACGUCACCUCCAGCAACGACCAUCCACUCCCCCAGAUCUCCAGAUCCGACUCCCCGAGCCCGCAGGGUGAGCAGGGUGCACAGGUCAGGGCAUCAUGGAAUAGUCCCUGUCUUGCAGGUACAAGUGCCAUAUUUUCACGAGAGAAUAUCGGACAUGCUUCUAUCCGAUUAUAUGGCCGAAUGGCAAAGUGGACCACCCGGCAACCUUCGAGAUACUUAUUCCCGUCUUCCGCUUAGACGAGACCAACAAUCGAAUUGGGGUCGAUAUGUGUUAGGGCAACUAUCCAAAGACACCUCGAGGAACACGGAAGUACAGUCCGCCGAAAACUGGCAAGACGAAAAUAUAUGCCCGACAACCCAUCCACGAUCAAGGAAAAGUUUGCUGUUAGAAGUGAUUGAUCAGAACGACGAGGAGCGUGAUGACGAAGAGUCCCAAUCAGGUGCUGAAUAGGCAGAUGGACGGAAUCAAGUUUCGAGGCUACAUAUGUUGUUAUGAGUGUAAUACUACUCCCCAUCGAAGAAUACCAUGAAUAAAUUAGUACCUUGGCGCAAU